Anastrepha obliqua is the source of this 5423-nucleotide messenger RNA. Its product is annotated as peripheral plasma membrane protein CASK. The coding region runs from base 1968 to 3860 and encodes 630 amino acids. The record is from RefSeq and is a predicted model, not a curated record. Lineage: Eukaryota; Metazoa; Arthropoda; Insecta; Diptera; Tephritidae. Gene Ontology annotation, cellular component: plasma membrane; cell-cell junction. Gene Ontology annotation, molecular function: signaling receptor binding. Gene Ontology annotation, biological process: regulation of neurotransmitter secretion. The transcript is spliced from 14 exons.
GGCAACAAUCAGCAUUCAACAUCCAGCGAAUAAUAAACGCAUACAAUAGCGAGUGUAGCAGCGUGCGAGAGGGCAGCGGGAAAUGGGAAGCCGUAACCAAAGCCCGAGAAGAGAAAAUAAGAGUAGCAAGAAGCGCUAUUGAGCGAGCGUCUGCCUGCCAGCCAACAAAUCAACCAGCCGUGAAGAUGCUAGCAAUAUUGUAAACACGCAUGCUUACAAGAUUUAUUUGUACGAAAAUUUAAAAUUUAAAAUAAAAAAAAAGUAAAAAAUUAAAUAAAUUAAUUAACCAAUAAAUACAUCAAUAAACUGUUGAAACUAAACAAGAAAGGUCUAAUAAGAACACGUGAUGCAAAUAAUCUUUAAAGCAAAACUCUAAAUCAGACAACUAAAAGCAUAUUUUAAACCAAAAUAUAUUAAAAAGGUAGCGCACAAAUCCGAUAUCAAUUACUAAAAUAAAGCCCAAAACGAAAAACACAUACAAUAAGAAAAAUUGAAUAAGUUGAAGGAAACAUGUACUUUGUACGGUGAUAAAAAAAUCUAUACUCGUAAAAUGAAACAAGCAACACACAUUCCCAAAGCUAUCUAAAAAUAAGCAGAAACAAAAUUCCUAUAAAGGACGACUGUAUAGGUAAAGCGUGCCAAAGCUGAUAUACCCGAUAUACCCAGUACUCGCUUAUCGGUUUGUGUAGAUAUUCAUUCGUAUUCAUGAAUGGCGUUCGUUUGGAACCAAUAGUGCUCCUUUCAAUUGUUGUAUUAUUAGGCGUAGUUAUUGUUGUUAUUGAUUGACAUACACAUACAUAUAUACACAUCUAAAAUAACUGAAUGCAAAAAGCGUAAAUAUAAAUUUAUACAUUCAUACAUACAUACUCGUACACGUUACGUUAAGAUUAGUGACCAAUAAUAAGAAAUCACAUUCGGCUGACUGACGACGACGACGCCGACGACCAUAAAAACCAUAGCAAGGCUGGUGGCCACACAUUGGCAACAAUAGAGAAUACAUCUGCAAAAGAAAGUGGGUUGAUUCGUGUGCGAAAUUGAGUGUUGAACGUUGAGCCACGUUUUUCGUUGUAUUUCUGUGAUUCGCAACCAACUAAACAUAUAAAAAGUAGAAGGCGGAAGAAAAGCAGUUAAGUAAAAUAAAAUUAAGGACAUCCAAAAGGAGAUUACGCUAAUCCAUUGGUGAUGAUGUUGACGUGCAUAACGCCUAUCUGGAGCAACAGUGUAACCGCCCUCGAACAGCUGCCAUCCUUCCGAGCACGAAACGAACAACAACAGGAACAGCAGCAGCUACGACCCACGCCACAGCAAUAGCAACAGGAGUUCGUGUUACUAUCAAUUAUUGGAGCGCAGCACUUUUCAAGCCGCAACCUCUGCACCAAGUGGCAAGGCGGCAAGGCGGCCACAAUCGUUUAGCAUUGACGGUUGAUAGGUUAUUCACAACGAUAACUUACGUGAGGCGUUGGUUAAGGCGAAAAAGUGAACGUUGUUGUCGGUAGUUGUGAAGGCGGCGGCAGUGUGAUAGUUGAAUCGGCUGCGGCACCUUAAAGUGUGCAACGACGUGACGUGAUAAGUUCGUGUGCUGUGCUUGUACGAACGAAUUUGCCGUUAGUUGGAACUAAAUAAACAUUUACUCGAGGCAAUCAUCUCCACCGCCACCGCACAGACUACAAUGCUCUGGUAGCCAAGAUAGUUUUGCCGUGGAUCACUAUUGCGGCAGUAGCGGUGAUACACCACACGCAGUGAAUAGUGUUCUUGGAGUUGGAGGGGCUGGAUUUGGUGGCGCAAGCGUUAUUGGUAGUGGAGUCGGCGGUGGUUGUAGUCAAUGCUCAUCAUCGGCGGCAGUGGCAGCGGCGUCGGCCGCAGCUGCAGCGUCAGCAGCGGGGACAGCAUCGUGCGGUGGCGGUGGCAGCGGAAUUGGAAUCAGCGGCGCAAGCACAGUUGGAGGCGGCGGUUAUUGCAGCGGCACGAUGUGUCAUCAUGGAUCCGGUGGUGCCGGCAUGCCGAUGGGCGUGCCACCACCACCACAACCGCCACAAUCGAUGAUGUCCGGUGGCGGCGGCGUCGGUGGCAUCGGCGAUGGGCGCACAACACUAAUGCAUAGCAGCAGCAGCUUACUGGGCUCACAUAUAUCGCUUGGCGGCCUGAGCGUUGGCGUUGGUUGUGAUACAAUCAUACCGGGUCCCAGUCAUUGUCGCAGUCUCAGCGGUCUAAGCAGUUUGAGUAUCGGACCGCCAGCACCACCAGUGCCGCCUCCACCACUCUUCAAUCCUUGUAGUUCAAAUAGUUUUAAUUCAAUACAAUCGAUGCAGGGACCACCAGGGUCCUCACGCUGGGGACCGCGUACAUCAUGCCCAAUUCAUAGUCCAUUUCGAGUGCGGGCGCCCAACGGUUCGAUAUGCUCUGGACAUCAGGCACUGCUACACACUCACGAUGUUGUUGCCCGAGACGUUUACGGCGAGGAGGCACUGCGCGUUACACCGCCACCAUUGGCACCAUAUAUUAAUGGCGACGAAAUCGAUAACGUGGACAAUGGCGAGUUGCAGCAUGUAACCAGAGUACGUUUGGUGCAAUUCCAGAAAAACACGGACGAACCAAUGGGCAUAACGUUAAAAAUGACCGAAGAUGGGCGUUGCAUUGUAGCCAGAAUAAUGCAUGGCGGUAUGAUACAUCGCCAGGCAACGCUGCAUGUUGGCGAUGAGAUACGGGAAAUUAAUGGCCAGCCCGUGCAACAUCAAUCUGUGGGGCAAUUGCAACGCAUGCUGCGUGAAGCGCGUGGUUCAGUUACCUUCAAAAUAGUUCCUUCUUAUAGAAGUGCUCCACCACCUUGUGAGCUUUUCAGGAUAAGACCAACUCCAGUACUUAUAUUUGUGCGUGCACAAUUCGAUUAUAAUCCUUUAGAUGAUGAGCUUAUACCCUGUGCUCAGGCAGGCAUCGCAUUCCAAGUGGGCGAUAUUUUACAGAUUAUAAGUAAAGAUGACCAUCACUGGUGGCAGGCACGCUUGGAUACAGUUGGUGGCUCGGCUGGUUUGAUACCGUCGCCAGAGCUGCAAGAGUGGCGUAUAGCCUGCAAUGUUGCGGAUAAGACCAAACAGGAACAAGGAGAAGGUGCCGCUGGCUGUUCUGCCCACGCUGAUGGGUGUGAUGGAUCGACAGUAAAUUGUUCGAUUUUUGGACGUAAGAAGAAACAAUGCCGCGACAAAUACUUAGCCAAACACAACGCCAUAUUUGAUAACUUGGAUGUGGUGACAUAUGAGGAGGUUGUAAAAGUGCCAGUCGGUGAUCCCAACUUUCAACGGAAAACGUUGGUUUUGCUUGGUGCACAUGGUGUGGGUCGCCGUCACAUUAAGAAUACAUUAAUUUCCAAGUAUCCCGAUAAAUAUGCAUACCCCAUACCACAUACAACGAGACCUGCAAAACCGGAGGAGGAGAAUGGACGCAGCUAUUACUUUGUUUCACACGACGAGAUGAUGGCCGACAUUGCUGCAAAUGAGUACUUAGAAUAUGGUACUCAUGAGGAUGCCAUGUACGGCACUAAAUUGGACACCAUACGUCGCAUACACACCGAAGGUAAAAUGGCCAUAUUGGACGUUGAGCCACAAGCGUUGAAAAUUUUGCGUACCGCAGAAUUCACGCCCUACGUAGUGUUCAUAGCGGCGCCGUCGUUACAAAAUAUCGCUGAUUACGAUGGCAGCUUGGAGCGACUGGCCAAAGAAUCCGAUAUGUUGCGUCAAUUGUACGGACACUUCUUCGAUUUGACGAUUGUAAACAACGACAUUAGCGAGACAAUUGCUACCCUAGAAGCGGCUAUCGAGCGCGUGCACACCACUCCACAAUGGGUGCCUGUUUCAUGGUUGUACUGACAAGACAGUGAGCUUGAGUGUCCCGACUGCUUGGAGGGCUGCGACUGUGAAUGGGAAGCAUACGCAGCCGGUGCCCAACAACAUAAUGCGGGCCACUUUUGAACUACGUACACAUACACAAAUUUGUAAUAGCACCACUAAAAAAAUAAACAAAAAAACAUCACCACUUGGAAUGAAUUUACAAGCAAGCGCAUAUACUGAGGCAUGAGAAAAGAGAGAUUAAAUGAAAUGGCAAAACUGCAAAGUAAAUGCAUGAGAAGACAUAAGUAUGUAUGUACUUGCGACAGUGCACAAAGUGACACAGGCAAAUCCACACGAAACAUACACACAAACACUUCUUCACACAAACAUUAGUUGGUAGAAAAAUUUAUAAAUGAAAAAUUCGGGUGCAACAUUAUGAAAAAAAACAGAGAUAUAGAAUAGUAUAGGCAAUUAAGUAAAUGAAUAAAAUAUGCAUUAACACUUAUACAUAUAUAGACAUACAUACAUUCCAAGUAAAGAAAAAAAAAACACAACGUUAAAAGAUUUAGUAACUGCCUAGGUAUGCAUGCAUACAGAGGUACAUGCCACAAGUUAAGUGAAACGACAGCAUGAAAAGCGAAAAACGCAAAACUCCAAUGUAGAAACGUGCAAUGUUUUCAACAUUUGAGACGAAAAUUUAUUAGAGCCAGUCUCGUAGAAUUCUCGUAUGCUUCUUCUACCGAAUAUUUUAAGAGGCUUUGCGAGUGUGUGGCAUCUGUAUACAAACGAGCACAAAUUGUUGUGAUUGUGAUGCUAAACCGCGCUUAAUAGCUAAUGAAAAAAACUACAUUGCCAACUGUUAAGUGAUGAGGUCACUAAAUCUGAUGAAGCGUCAUUAUUGUAUAAAUUUUUAGCUGGCUUUGAGCAGCUUAAUUAAUCUACACUGACGCCAUACUGGAAUUUAUCUUUACCAGCAAGAGCCGGCGGAAAGCCUUUAGACUUUGCUUUCAUCUUAGAACGGUUUGAAGUUAAUGGAAAUUGAUUUUCCAUACGCGAUUGUUCAGUAACAAAUGGACAAGAGCUCGUCUGAAAUGCCGCUCAAGCAUCUUCCUUCUCCGUGCAUGCAAGUGGCGUCGUGUUUUCUAUUUAGCAGCACUGCACGUUUGUUGCAUUGGAGAGAGUUGUGAUUAUUUGAGAAUUUCGUAGGCUUUAUUUAAUACUUUGUUAAGUUUACACAGACCAAUUGUUAACUUUUAAUUUAUUUAAAAACGCUUAUGUAAAGUAAAAAAAAAGAAUUAUAUAAUAUAUACAUAUGUACACACAAGCACUUGUUAAAUUAAUUUAAUUUAAAUUUUAAUUAUAGUAUUAUAAAAAAAAAACUUCUUAAAAUGAACUAUUUGAAAUUAAGUAAAUGAAGUGAAAGAACAUGCAAUGGGAAAUGCAAACAAUUAAUAUUUACAAUUUUACGAACGGGUACACAACACAAUAAACUUAAAGUAUUAUUGAAAAGUAUUUAACAGAUGCAAUUAAGAGCGUUUCAAAAAAUGUAAGUCACAACAAAUUAAAGACAAUUUUAAAAUAAAGGCAAACAGUUGUACGCGA